GUAUUUCGAACAGCUCUGUCCCCGGUUCCAGCAGAAUCUCCUGUAAAAGCUUCCCGGUGCGGUUCCGGUUCUUAUCCGGUCCAACAGCGUCUCAGGUGGACUGACAGAUGGAGAACCGAGCGUCUGGACCCGAGCUGGUUCUGGUCUUCAGCGGAAAGCGGAAGUCUGGGAAAGAUUACAUAACGGACGUGAUCCAGGAUCGUCUUGGCCCAGAGGUGUGCGCUGUGCUGCGUCUGUCCGGGCCUCUGAAGCAGCAGUACGCUCAGGAGCGCGGCCUGGACCUGGAUCGGCUGCUAGGUUCCGGACCGUACAAGGAGCGGUACCGGGCCGAUAUGAUCCGCUGGGGGGAGGACCGCCGGAACCGGGACCCGGGCUUCUUCUGUCGCUUAGCAACCAGAGGAGCCCAGCAACCUGUGUGGGUGGUGAGCGAUGCCAGGCGGCCGUCGGACCUGCAGUGGUUCCGGUCCGAGUUUCCCCGUCAGACCCGCAGCGUCAGAGUCCAGUGCUCGGAGGAGACCCGGGGGCGGAGGGGGUGGAGCUUCACGCCAGGUGUGGACGAUGCUGAGUCGGAGUGCGGGCUGGACCGCGGCGUGGAGUUUGACUGGAUCAUCAGGAACGAGGCCGACGCCCCCUCCCUGGACCAGCAGCUGCAGCCCAUCCUGAGGGCGGCGCAGGAAGCGGCGGUGCUCCGACAUAAUCCAUAAAGUUAUUAUUGAUUAGCUUCAAUUUUAAUCAGUUAUUUAGAAAGAAAUGAUUUAAACUAAUGACAUUACAGACUGCUACUGAGCAUGUGCAGCAUGCACCACUUCACCUGCGGGCAGCUACCUGGUGAAGCACCUGACCUCAGAUCCGCAUUCUGAUUGGCUGAGAGGGGUCAGCCAGUGUUUCAGGAAGCUGAACAAAGAACUCUGCUGUGUGCCACCGGGGGGCGCUGCAGUUCCCCACUGGAGUGCUUGCCCUUCAGUGUUCAGGAGGAACUGGGGGUUCUGUUUGGAUCAGAACUGGACCGGCUGCUUAAUACCAUCAGCAGGAACGACGAAGAAUGAAAAUAUUUAAAUCUGAUUUUUUUUUUCCAUGAUUUUUCUGGAUCCUCUUAGAAAUAAACAGAAUUUAAAUAUUU
Gambusia affinis (western mosquitofish) is the source of this 1120-nucleotide messenger RNA. It is a transcript of the gene pmvk, whose product is annotated as phosphomevalonate kinase. Gene Ontology annotation, biological process: isopentenyl diphosphate biosynthetic process, mevalonate pathway; cholesterol biosynthetic process. The record is from RefSeq and is a predicted model, not a curated record. The transcript has 5 exons. Gene Ontology annotation, cellular component: cytoplasm. Bases 108 to 704 code for a protein of 198 amino acids. Lineage: Eukaryota; Metazoa; Chordata; Actinopteri; Cyprinodontiformes; Poeciliidae. Gene Ontology annotation, molecular function: phosphomevalonate kinase activity.